This is a messenger RNA of Neltuma alba, 399 nucleotides long. Its product is annotated as pheromone-processing carboxypeptidase KEX1-like. The transcript has 4 exons. The coding region runs from base 1 to 399 and encodes 132 amino acids. NCBI's taxonomy places the organism in Eukaryota, Viridiplantae, Streptophyta, Magnoliopsida, Fabales, Fabaceae. The record is from RefSeq and is a predicted model, not a curated record.
AUGGCUGACUUUGUGAAGCUGUAUGACAAGUUUUUUUUCGGUGAGCAUUUUAACCUUAUCCAAGGAGAUGAAGCAGUUACGUGCGCGAUUAAUGAAAAGGAUAGAAGAACGCCAUCAAAGGCUGAUGAAUAUGAUGAUGAUGAGGAGAGACAGAACACUGGUGAGACUAGUGAAGUUGUGCAAAAGAAUGAUAGAGGGAGUGAUGGUGAGAGUAGUGAGGAGAAGGAGAAGGAAAAAGAUGAUGGAAGGUGGGAGGAUGAGACAAGUGAGGAGGAGGAGGAGAAGGAGGAUAAGAAGAAGGGUAACGAGGGGAGUGAUGAUGGGACAAGUGAAGAGGAGGAUAAGGAAAAGGAUGAUGGAGAGAAUAAUGGAGAUAAUCAGGACAAGGAUGAGAGAUAG